AUGCAAGACGUUAUCAGCGGCAAGUACCGUCUCUCCAAGACGGAGAACUUUGAUGCAUUCCUCUCCGAGAUUGGCUUGGGCUACAUCAAGCGCAUGCUCGCGCAGUCCACCAGCCCCGAAAUCACCAUUACCCGCGACGGCGACCGCUGGACCAUGGUGACGUCGUCGGCGCUCAGCACGUCGCAGAUUGAGUUUGCGCUCGGCGAGGAGUUUCCCGAGGCGCGCCAGGACGGCGUCUCCGUCACCAGCUGCGUCGCGGCCGACGGCAACACCUGGACGCAGACGCAGAAGCCCGGCGACGGGAGAGAUGUCACCAUUGUGCGCGAGUUUGGCGAAAAGGAGCUCAGGGUCACGUCGACGAUUGGCAGCGUGACGGCGAACCGUGUGUACGAGCGCAUCUAG
Messenger RNA from Cordyceps militaris CM01, 402 nucleotides. Its product is annotated as cellular retinoic acid binding protein. Gene Ontology annotation, molecular function: fatty acid binding. Gene Ontology annotation, cellular component: nucleus; cytosol. The coding region runs from base 1 to 402 and encodes 133 amino acids. The record is from RefSeq and is a predicted model, not a curated record. Lineage: Eukaryota; Fungi; Ascomycota; Sordariomycetes; Hypocreales; Cordycipitaceae. The transcript is spliced from 2 exons. Gene Ontology annotation, biological process: fatty acid transport.